AUGGAUAAAAUUACUGAAGAAACCAAGACAACAGUUUUAACAUCACCAAGUCAAGAUCCUGCAUAUACUUUAUACGUGCCUCAUAGUCAACAGCCUGGGGCAGCACAUCAAACGUUCGAUAGGAGAAGCGACAUAGAAUAUACACAGGACAGAGAUUACGUCGAAGGUUCAGAGCGACAUAUCAUAGUCAAUGAAGCGUCGGCAAGGCAAUUACAUUCACAUCCACAAUAUGACUUACACUCGUAUCUUCCACAGAGGAACACACAGGCAAGCGUCAUUGACCAGGUCAGAAAAUGGGCGAUCCGGUACGAUGACAACGGUGACCCCUUGGCGUUCAUAGAGCGAGUGGAGGAAUUAGCGGACGUUUAUGCAAUACCAAUGAACAUGUUGCCCCGUACAAUGCCGGAGUUACUCAAAGGAAACGCACUGGUAUGGUUUAGACAUAAUAAAAGAGAUUGGAUUCACUGGGAAGCGUUUAAAAUGGAUUUCUUGAAGUUUUUCCUGCCACAUCUGUAUUUUGAGCGGUUGGAGGACGAACUAAGGAAUAGACUGCAGAAACCGGGAGAGCCGUUUAAGAAGUAUGUGCUGGAACUACAGAAAUUAAUGAGACAUCUAAAACUAAAUGAAGACGAGAAACUUGAACGAUUUUACAGGAAUAGUUUGGUUGAAUACAAAAUGUAUGUCAAACGCAGGGAGUUUAACACCUUGGACGAGCUCAUUGCGUUAACUAGCGAUUUUGAAUCCUUGAGAAAUGAACAGAAAAAUCUUAAACCAAAAGAAACACCGAUGCUGAUUGAACGACGAGUCAAACCUAUGACAAUUGCUGCCAUCGAGCCUAUAAAUCUAACAACGGCAUGCUUUCGAUGUGGUCAAUCUGGACAUCAAGCGCGCUUGUGUCGAAAUCCACGAGUUUUAUUCUGUUGGCAGUGUGGGAGACGUGGAGUGCGAACUAUUGACUGCUGUCGUAAACAAUCGGGAAACGCGCAAAGUAUCCACGGUCGAGCACUCACAGCCAUGAUUGACACAGGUCCAAGUAAAAGCUUUGUUCGUCCGAACGUAGUACCAUGUAUUACAGGUAACAUCACGGACGUGAACGUAGUAGUCCGGCUCGCUGAUGGCUCACCACGGCAUGUGAAUAACAUCAUUGAUACGUGCUUGCAAAUGGGAAGAGAUGAAUACCAGGUGAGUUUGUUAGUAUUGGAUGGAAUGGUUCAUGAUAUUGUUUUGGGGAUGGACUUUUUGAAUACAGCAUCAAGUACGUUUUGUAUAGGGGAAAAUGUUGUCAAAUUUGGUCAAGUCUCAAAGACCAAUUUGAGUCCAGUCUCAUUAAAUUCCACUUUUGACGAGGAGCAAUGUAUACAGAAGUUCCUAGAAACCGAGUUAGCUGAAUUCAAAACAUUGGAAGGACUUUCUGACAUUGCGUCGCAUUCAAUCACAAUGAAGGACGAUCGCCUCAUCAAACAGAGGUACUAUCCGAGAAACCCGGCGAUGCAAAAAGUGUUGGAUAAGGAAAUAGACGAACUACUCAAACAAGGUUGUAUUGAACGGUCACAUAGCCCAUACAGUUCUCCAGUCGUGUUAGAAAUCAAGUACUUAGGACACUUAGUAACACCUCAGGGCAUUCACACCGAUCCGGAAAAAAUAGCUGCAAUCAAAGACCUUCCACCCCCGUGUAACCUCAAGGAGUUACGAAGAUGCAUCGGUGUCGCUUCGUGGUAUCGCCGGUUUGUACCGCAGUUCUCCAGUACUAUUCAACCGCUAACGUUGUUGCUGAAAAAGGGCAAGCGUUGGCAAUGGACAGAAGUACAACAAGCGGCGUUUGAUGAACUAAAAGAGAAACUAACAAGUGCUCCCGUCUUAGCAUGUCCGAAUUUCAUCGAACAGUUCAUCUUGCAAACAGAUGCCAGUGACUUUGGGCUAGGAGCGAUAUUAACGCAGACAAUAUCAGGAGAGGAAAAGGUUAUCGCAUACGCAAGUCGGACUCUAAAUCCCGCAGAGAAGAACUAUACAACCACUGAGAAAGAAUGUCUGGCAAUAGUCUGGGGCGUAC
Messenger RNA from Teleopsis dalmanni, 2050 nucleotides. RefSeq lists its product as uncharacterized. The transcript is spliced from 3 exons. Gene Ontology annotation, molecular function: nucleic acid binding; zinc ion binding. Lineage: Eukaryota; Metazoa; Arthropoda; Insecta; Diptera; Diopsidae. The record is from RefSeq and is a predicted model, not a curated record. The annotation marks the transcript as partial.